UGGAAGUGUUUGUUUUCGUAAAGUAAUGAGAGAUAAUGUAAAUGUUUUGUUUCAUAGUUAUUAAAGUGACAUAGUAUAUUUCGCAUGGAAAAUGGAAGAGAUGCAAGAACGUGAUAAUGAGCUUGAAGAUCUGAAGAAGUUCAUCGACUCUUCUUAUGAAAGUGUGGAUAGUAUUUUAGAAGCGUUAGAAUGGGACAGGGAUCAUAUACUUACGACGGACAUUUCAAGUAGUAUGGCGACUUGCCCAAUAAGUAGCCAACACAGGGUACCAAAUGAAAGAAUGUCCAAACAUGUUACUCGUUGCAAGUGGAAAAAUGAAGGUUACAGUGAUGCAGAUGUGCCAUUGCCAGAAGUAACUGAGCACAACAGAUCUACUAUUGUUCUUGAUAAGCAGCGCCAGUUGUAUCUUUUGAAACAAAUAACUCCCAAAUCAGAAGAUAAUUCAACACUUGAGGCGAGAAAUGUGCCACAGACAGCAGAGAGGCUAAUGUCCGACUUUAGCAGUUCUGAAAGGCUCGCUCUUUAUAAUUAUGCGGUUGCAAAUACAAUGCCUCCAGCAUUUCUGAAAGCAGACGAGCUCAGUAUCUCCUAUAAGAAGGACGAGGGAACACGUGCAAAAACGAAGUUGGAGUUGUUAAUGGAAAUGAGGGAUGCAAAGCGACGAAGAAUUAGUUAUCGUAGCAAGAAAGUUCAUACUAACCGAAAAAGCCAUGUUGAGAUAUUACGGGAAGUUAUACAAAAUCAGAUGGAUUUCCUUCGGGAAAUCAAUAGUAAAGAAAACGAAGAAGAUGUUGGAAGUACAAGAAGUUCAGAAACUAAUAUUAUAAAAGUGGAGAAUGAUACAACUGAGAUCGAUAUACCGGAAUGGAAGCGGAAUAAUCGUGACACAAAAAGUGAAACAAAUGCUUAUGACAGCAGUGGAGAUUUUUCUAGGUUACGAAGGCAUGAUUCACAGGAAUGGUACACAAAGGAUAAAUAUGGUUCUAGGAAGAGGGACCCUGAGUCGAAGGUUCAUAAUGGGUCUUACAGAAGAGAUGCUGGUUUAAGAUAUGAUAAGUAUGAACAGAGUUCAACAAAUACAGACAUGAGUCAGGUUCUUUAUGAUGAUCAUUCAGGCACUCAAAGUGAAAGUAGAAGAGAAAAAAAUACUAAUUGGUACUACAAAAGAAAGAGAGAGAGAUCUGAGAGUAGUGACUGGGAAAGUGGAGACAAUGAAAGAGCAAGAAAAGUGGAAUCUACUUAUUAUGAAACAGAACGUAGCAAACAUCACAAAAAACAUGGCCAUAGAUGUGAAUCUCACAGGUCACACGAAAGUUCAUUUUCUAGAUCAGAGAAGAGAAUCAAAGAUGGAAAGAAAAGAAUGUAUGAGACUAUGAGCACUAACGAAUUUGAGUAUGGUGAAACAAGCAAAUGUGACUCUGAGAAACAAAAAUACCAUGAUGUAAAACACAAACAGUAUAAAUUGAAAGCAGUGAGCAGGAACUUUCACAGAAGUGACUCAGAGAGUAGUGAAUUUUCGUACGGCAAGCAAACGGCUCAAGAACAUAAAACUGCCCACACUUAUGCAUCAGAAGAGGAGUAUGUUCAUGAUAAGGAAGAGAGUAUCUCUAAUAGUUAUUAUUCAUAUUGGAAGCAAACCAAGGAGGAGAAAGAAGGGUCUGAGAAGAAAAGCAGACACCACAAGAAAAAGAAAAAGAAGAAAAAAUCUAAAUAUGAAGAUCGUAGCUCAUCUGACUGAAGGCAAUUUAAGAUGAAUCAGAGGUGCCAGAGCAUUGUAAUUGAUUGUCUUUGUUUUUUAGUCAUUCUGUGAGUUAAGAAACUCAGAAACCUGGCACUCUUUAAAACUUUUGA
Schistocerca americana (American grasshopper) is the source of this 1851-nucleotide messenger RNA. RefSeq names its product U11/U12 small nuclear ribonucleoprotein 48 kDa protein-like. The transcript has 6 exons. Lineage: Eukaryota; Metazoa; Arthropoda; Insecta; Orthoptera; Acrididae. The record is from RefSeq and is a predicted model, not a curated record. Bases 92 to 1738 code for a protein of 548 amino acids.